AUGCUGAGGACCGCGAUGGGAAAUGCCUCCUCUGCACAGUCCCCCGAGCUCUGGAAGAACUCCUCCCGGCUGAUGAUAGAAGUCGCCUCUGAGCUUCUCAAAAACAGCGACGUCAGAGAACAAGCUGGAAGACCUGGUUGGAGUCUUAUUGCUGACGAGUUUGAUACAGAUCGCAUCCAGCGGGCUUUCGCUGAGAUGCUUAUCACUGCUGUAACUCUCGAUUGGGAUGAAGACCUGCAGCCGUACUGUCCUAGACGAACAAUAAAGGAAGUCAUCUACCGUGCUGUGAUGGAACAGACAUCGAACUCUGUAGCUCGGACAGCCUAA
Molecule: messenger RNA, 327 nt
Organism: Perkinsus marinus ATCC 50983
Lineage: Eukaryota; Perkinsozoa; Perkinsida; Perkinsidae
Exons: 1
Coding region: 1-327 (108 amino acids)
Source: RefSeq, a predicted model, not a curated record